AUGUCAUCAGACGACCAUCCUAACAGAGAUGUGACCGAGAACGCCCCUACGAACCCCCAACUUCCUGAUCACAUUGAUCUACAGCUUUGGCAUAGCCACACCAAGAAGCAUGUCUUGGAUCUGGAUAAGCCCAUGAAAGAUGGCGAAAUCGACCCGGAAUGGAGACCACCUCCAUCAGAGAAUCGUGUACCUUAUCUCAAGUCAUAUCGCCCCUUCGAGCCUUGGGUCGCCCAAGAGAACCGCCGACGAGCUGAGAAUCUGCCUGAAUAUGAGGCAGCAGCUCGAGAAUGGGAAGACCAAGGUGGGAAUUCCCAGGGCUACAAUCGUCCUACCAGGAAGAGUAUGAGCCUCAAGAGGAUUGGGGCACAAGCUGUUAGUGAGUUUGCCUUUCAAUCAACAAGCCUUUGCAAAAGGCUUGAUAAGUUUCGAGGUUGA
Molecule: messenger RNA, 435 nt
Organism: Penicillium samsonianum
Lineage: Eukaryota; Fungi; Ascomycota; Eurotiomycetes; Eurotiales; Aspergillaceae
Exons: 1
Coding region: 1-435 (144 amino acids)
Source: RefSeq, a predicted model, not a curated record